Molecule: messenger RNA, 843 nt
Organism: Oryzias latipes (Japanese medaka)
Lineage: Eukaryota; Metazoa; Chordata; Actinopteri; Beloniformes; Adrianichthyidae
Gene: pth1a
Product: parathyroid hormone 1a
Biological process (GO): intracellular calcium ion homeostasis
Cellular component (GO): extracellular region
Molecular function (GO): hormone activity
Source: RefSeq, a predicted model, not a curated record
CCAGCCGCUGAACCAGAGGGGCCCACUGAUGAGACCCAAACCACAGUUUGAUCUUUACCAGGCUGUGGAGAACCCGUCCUCACACCAGAUUAUCAAGAUUUACCUGCAAGGUAUGGAUUACCGGGUUCUUCUCAUUUCACUUUGCAUCCUGCACUUCUCCAUUCACUGUCAAGGACGACCUCUCAGCAAGAGGACGGUGAGUGAAAUGCAGCUGAUGCACAACCUGGGGCAGCAGAAGCAGGUGGAGGACCGCCGGGAGUGGCUGCUGAUGAGAGUCCGCGGCAUUCACAACCCAGCGGGUCGGCGAGGCGGCGGCGGGGACCCUGCGGAGGCCCGGCGGAGGAGGAGGCUGACAGCCGAGGACAUCCGGGACGCCCUGGACCUCCUAGAACACCUGCUUGAGCCAAAGCAGGCCUGAAUCUGCUCGAUUAUGACGGCAACAUUUCCAACUCUGUUCUCAUCUAAAGAACAUUUCUUUUGCAUCUGUUCGCUUACUUGAUGUUGAGCGUAUUUAUUUAGUUUAAAUUAUCAAAUUAGUAUUUAUGAAACAGUGCUUUAAUGAAGCAAGCCUUAAAGAGUCAGCACCUUUAUUGUAGUAGUGUUGUUGAACAAACACGUCUAUAGGACCAACUAACUCGUUUCACAAAGACCUCAGGGCCGACUUUGGAACUUGUUGGUGUUUUUAUAUAGUUUUUUUUUUCCAACUUGAUUGUAAAAAUGUUUUAAUGGUUCUGUGAGAUGGAAGAUUGUCAAAGCUUUUCAACGAUAUUAAGAAAAUAAAUAUUGCUUUUUAAUACUUCACUGUUGAUGUAAAACGAGAAUAAACUCAUUCAUCUUAUAAAC